AUGAGCUUCCUCCGCAGAGUGGCUGCUCCCUUAGAGAUAGGCUCUGGGUUGAUUAGGGUUAGGGUUCACCCUAGCCCUAUCAUCAUCACCAUCAUCAUCAUCACCAUCAUCAAUAUCAUUAUCAUCAUCAUCACCAUCAUCAAUAUCAUCAUCAUCAAUAUCAUCAUCACCAUCUUAAUCACCAUCAUCACCAUCUUCAUCAUCACCAUCAUCAAUAUCAUCAUCACCAUCUUCAUCAUCAAUAUCAUCAUCACCAUCUUCAUCACCAUCAUCACCAUCUUAAUCAUAUUCAUCACCAUCUUCAUCAUCAUCACCAUCUUCAUCAUCACCAUCUUCAUCAUCAUCAUCACCAUCAUCACCAUCUUCAUCAUCAUCACCAUCUUCAUCAUCAUCACCAUCAUGAUCAUCACCAUCAUUAUCAUCAUCACCAUCUUCAUCAUCAUCACCAUCUUCACCAUCAUCAUCAUCACCUUCAUCAUCAUCACCAUCAUCACCAUCUUCAUCAUCAUCAUCACCAUCACCAUCUUCAUCAUCAUCACCAUCAUCAUCAAUAUCAUCAUCAUCAUCACCAUCAUCACCAUCAUCAUCACCAUCAUCACCAUCAUCACCAUCUUCAUCAUCAUCAUCAUGGAGUCAUUUUUGACCAAGAACUCUCCUUCAAGGCUUAUAUAA
This is a messenger RNA of Knipowitschia caucasica, 672 nucleotides long. The record is from the annotation of a GenBank genome assembly. NCBI's taxonomy places the organism in Eukaryota, Metazoa, Chordata, Actinopteri, Gobiiformes, Gobiidae.